AUGGCCUUGUCAAGACUCAGCUUUGACUCAACUCAGCUCAGGACACUCCAAGAAGGAGGGAAACACUUCUUGAGGGCUCUUCACACGUUACAAAGUCUAAGAAAGAAGGCUUUUGUGAGUGCUGUUCUGGGUUUUAUACAUGGAGAGAUACAAGCAGAAGACAAUGUUUCUUCAGUGGUGCAGUUCAUACUCCUGGGAUUCUCUGACCUUCCGAACCUCCAAGGAUUACUAAUUUGGGUAUUCUCUCUCAUCUACAUGAUUAUCUUAAUGGGAAAUAGCCUCAUAAUAGUAAUAACAAGGCUCGACCCUGCACUGCAGAAACCCAUGUAUUUUUUCUUGGCAAACUUUUCCUUCCUGGAGAUCUGCUAUGUUUCAGUCACUCUCCCUAGGAUUCUGGUGAACCUGUGGACUCAGGAUAGAAGCAUUUCUCUGCUGAGCUGUGCUGCCCAGAUGUGCUUCUUCCUUAUUCUGGGAGCUGUGGAAUGUUUCCUGCUGGCAGUGAUGGCCUAUGACCGCUAUGUAGCCAUCUGUAACCCGCUGCACUAUCCUCUCAUCAUGAACCAAAAGGCGUGUAUCCAGAUGGCAAUUGGUUCUUGGAUAAGUGGAAUCCCAGUACAGAUAGGACAAACAUGUCAAAUAUUCUCUCUGAAUUUCUGUAAUGCUAACAAAAUCAACCACUUCUUCUGUGAUGUACCCCCCAUGAUCAAGCUAGCUUGUGGGGACACAUCUCUGAAUGAGAUGUCCGUCUAUUUAGUGGCUAUGGUAUUUGUUGCAGUCCCUUUUUUGUUGAUACUUGCCUCUUACAGCAAAAUUAUUUCUACCAUUCUGAAGCUUCCUACAGCCAAAGGAAGGGCUAAAGCCUUCACCACAUGUUCUUCUCACCUCCUGGUUGUGCUUUUAUUCUUUGGCUCUGCUACCAUUACUUACCUACGACCAAAAUCUAGUCAUUCUGCGGGGGUUGACAAACUACUAUCUCUUUUCUACACCAUUGUGACUCCGAUGUUUAAUCCCUUGAUAUACACCCUUAGGAACAAGGAUGUGAUUGCAGCGCUAAGAAAGUUAUUGCUCAUAAAAUAG
This is a messenger RNA of Tupaia belangeri chinensis (Chinese tree shrew), 1077 nucleotides long. RefSeq names its product olfactory receptor 10AG1. Gene Ontology annotation, cellular component: membrane. NCBI's taxonomy places the organism in Eukaryota, Metazoa, Chordata, Mammalia, Scandentia, Tupaiidae. The record is from RefSeq and is a predicted model, not a curated record. The transcript is spliced from 2 exons. Gene Ontology annotation, biological process: G protein-coupled receptor signaling pathway. Bases 1 to 1077 code for a protein of 358 amino acids. Gene Ontology annotation, molecular function: G protein-coupled receptor activity; olfactory receptor activity.